Betta splendens (Siamese fighting fish) is the source of this 6527-nucleotide messenger RNA. RefSeq lists its product as uncharacterized. Bases 892 to 3561 code for a protein of 889 amino acids. The transcript is spliced from 3 exons. Gene Ontology annotation, molecular function: nucleic acid binding; RNA-DNA hybrid ribonuclease activity. The record is from RefSeq and is a predicted model, not a curated record. Lineage: Eukaryota; Metazoa; Chordata; Actinopteri; Anabantiformes; Osphronemidae. Gene Ontology annotation, biological process: DNA integration.
CUGUGCCUCUAUCUUGUACGACAUCAGACGGCAAGACACUCAAACAUUCAUUUUUGCUUUCAAACUUAUGCCCAGUUAAUCUAUUAGGAAGAGAUCUCAUGUGUAAUUUAGGUAUUUCACUGAUUUCCACUCCGGAGGGAGUGCAGGUCACAACCACAGACAAUGUAAAUAAUUUUUCUUUUGUUUGUGUUAAUUUCAGCUCAGAGCCGCUGCUCUACUCUUAUCGGUGGCUGCUGAAGGGAGAGGCUGUAACUGAGGCCCUCAUACAGGCUGCUCGACAGCUUGUUUCCUCACAGAAUACGACCUUUAGAGACGCAUCUGACCUGUCUUGUACAGCACAUGUGUCCACUGGUCCUGAUGAGGAGUUUGAAAAAUCAUGGUUACGCACACAUGCGGACAAACUGACCUCAACCUCUCUUUUUUGGGAUGAACAUAGGUCUGCGCUUGCGAUUUCUCUCACUAACGAACAAGAGAGAUUUGUUGAUGCUUAUUCUACAGAUCCACAUGUCCUUCUGUCAAAACAUGACGGAGACAGAUGGCAGGACUUGGGUCCUUUCGUGGACAGAUGUCAACGGGAAGGAGACUGGCAAACGACUUCCGACCCGAAUGUGAUGUAUUCACCUACUUUGCAUGCUUACAAAAAACUUUUUCAGUCUAACUUUCAUGCGCAGCGUACAGUGCACUUGGUACCUCAACAUUCCACACACACUCCACACCACGUGUUUUUGUCGGAGGACGCUCUGACGCAGUAUCCAGCCUUACAGGAAGUUCCAGCUUCCCUGUGGGCCACACACAAAUAUGAUCAGGAGUCAUCGUCCCAUGUGACAACUCUCCAGUGAGGACUCCACUCUUCCCAGUUAAGAAAAUCAGAGACAAAGGACAGCCAACAGAAUGGAGGUUUGUCCAGGAUCUGCAAGCAGUAAAUGCGGCGGUCCAACCACGCGCGCCUACGGCACCGCCCUGCUGCAGUACGUUGACGACUUGAUGAUCUGCAGUGAGGAUCAGGAAACUUGCACAGCAGACACGAUCAAGCUGCUGAAACACCUGCAUGCUGCUGGACACAGAGCAAGUCUGUCUAAAUUGCAGUUUGUUCAGACUGAAGUUACCUUCCUAGGUCACAUCAUCACCGCUGAAGGAAAAUCCAUUUCACCUAAAAGAGCUGAAGCUAUUCAGAACAUGCCUAAACCAUGCACAUACAAACAGCUUAUGUCCUUUUUAGGCAUGUGCUCUUAUUGCAGGAAUUUCAUUCCUAACUGCGCCGUCUUGGAGGCUCCGCUUAGAGCUCUGAUGCAGACGUCUUCUGCGUCCACCACCCGCCUCACGUGGACGUCUGAGGCUGAACAGGCGUUCACAGACCUCAAACUUGCUCUUCAGUCGGCUCCUACUUUGGGUCUGCCUGACCCUACGCGACCUUUCACCCAAACAGUGGAUGAGAAAUCAGGUUGUAUGACCUCUGUCCUUUUACAGGAUCACGGAGGGCGUCCACGCCCUGUAGCCUAUUUCUCUGCUAAGCUUGACCCAGUCGCUGCGGGGCUCCCACGAUGCCUCCGAGCAGUGGCUGCGGCAGAGAAAGCCGUGCUGGCAUCACGUGACAUUGUUGGCUAUUCUGAUGUCACCCUGCUGGUUCCUCAUGCCGUGUCUUUGAUCCUUUUGGAACAAAAAACAUCACAUCUUUCUACAGCCCGAUGGCUUAGAUACAACACCAUCUUACUGGAAAUGCCAAACAUUACUGUCAAAAGGUGCAAUGUGCUUAACCCAGCCACUUUGUUUCCAGGCCCUGACGAUGGCGAGCCUCACAACUGUGUUUCGGUCUUGAACCAGGUUUGCACUCCGCGCCCAGAUCUGUCGGAGGUGCCAAUUCCUAACUGUGACCUCGUUCUCUUUGUUGAUGGCUCCGCCUCUAGAGACCCUGCUUCGGGCCGCUGUCAGGUUGGAUAUGCAGUCUGCACCUCUCAUACUGUUUUACAGUCUGGCGCUUUACCAGGACAUUACUCUGCUCAGGCUGCGGAGUUGAUCGCACUGACCGAAGCCUGUAAAUUGGCUGAAGGGAAGUCUGUUACUAUCUACACAGACUCCAGAUACGCUUUUGGCGUCACGCAUGACUUUGGUGCUCUGUGGAAACACAGAAAGUUUUUGAAAUCUGAUGGCAAACCUAUCUUGCAUCAUGAUAAGGUUGCUGAUCUGCUCGACGCUAUUCUGUUACCAGCUGCAAUUGCUGUAUGUAAGUGUCCCGCACACACUGGGGGCACUGAUCCCAUCUCUGCUGGAAACACACGCGCUGAUGCUGCUGCGAAGACAGCUGCUCGACAUCCCCUUCCCUUUGUUCCCUGCCUCUUAUCCUCCACCUCUACCCAACCUCCCUCUCCUCCCUCUGCUCUCCCGGAUCUUCAGACAUUCUCUACCCCACAGGAACGCAAGCUCUGGCUGACGAAUGGCGCCACCAGUAGCCAUGGCGUUUGGUAUGGGCCCGACGGCAAACCUUGCCUACCUAAACACUUUUUCCCUCAUUUCGCGAAGUUGACACAUGGAUUAGACCAUGUAUCAAAGGGGGGAAUGUUAGAUGCUCUUACAAAACAUUGGUACACUAAGGGAUUUUCAAUCUAUGCGCAAAAAUACUGUGAAGCGUGUAUGACAUGCGCCCAACACAACCCAGGUAAGACGACUGCCAAACCACUGGCAGCUCACCCACCACCGGAACAGGCGUUUGACCAUUUAAUGCUGGACUUCAUCGAACUAACGCCGGCAGAAGGUAAAAAGUAUUGUUUAGUGAUUGUUGAUAUGUGGUCAAAAUGGGUGGAGGCCUUCCCAGCUAAACAUGCUAACAGCCAUGCAGUUACCAAAGCCUUGCUGACAGAAAUAAUUCCCAGAUGGGGGAUUCCAUCUAAAAUCAGCAGUGACAACGGCUCACAUUUUGCAAACCAAGCCCUCGAGGAAGUGGGAAAGUUUCUGAACAUCGACAUCAGAAAGCACUGCUCUUACCACCCUCAAAGCGGAGGGGCGGUAGAGAGAGAGAAUGGCACUUUGAAAAACAAACUGGCUAAAUGCUGCUCAGAGACUGGUCUCAAGUGGACUCAGGCUCUUCCCAUUGUGCUCUCAUACAUGAGAAUGAGGAGAAGGAUGAGAACAAACCUCAGCCCGUAUGAGAUCCUAUUUGGUAGACCUCCUAUGAUGGGACUCCACCCUGAGACUGAGACUAGGAUUUUACCACCUACUGAAAUGUGCGAAGACGCAAUGCUACAGUACUGUAAGAACUUAUCCUCUGUUCUGUCCCAAAUCUCCAAACAGGUGAAAGCGGCUCUGCCCAAACAGGCGACAGAACCACUGCACAUCAUUCAACCAGGAGACUGGGUGAUCAUUAAGGAGCUUCGCAGGAAGCACUGGAACUCAAAGCGGUGGCAAGGUCCCUUCCAAGUCCUUCUGACGACCAACACGGCUGUGAAGAUCGCAGAAAGAGCGACUUGGAUCCACUCCAGCCACUGCAGGAAGGUCCCGGAUCCAACAGACGACCCUCCAUCUCCAUCUACACCACACGAGAAAACCACCACUGACGAAAAGAAUUGAGAAGGCCGACCCUCGCUGUGCUCACACACGCACUGAGGCGAGGCUGCGUUGACCGUUCAGCUGAAGGUGCGAGCCAAGCGCCGCCUGAAGCUGCGCCGGUGAAUCACACUAUCAGACCAUACAUCUACACACACGCUCCUGAGAAAACACACACACGAGCAGCCUUGAGUUGCCGACGCUGGACGACGUGUAGACUCUUCACAUCACGGGGAGUGACAGUGACUCAGACGACAUUGGGAGGAAACCUGGCGGUGAUAACGAAUCCCAAGUGUCUCUGUGAUCAGCUGAUCACAACCUGAAGAACCCCAACGAACUGUCAAGGUGUCAACACACAGGUUGGAAACAAUCUAACACCACUGUUCAACAGGAAGAAGAAGACAUUGAAUGUGAUCCUGUUGUUUUAAUCUUUACUUUAAUAUUCGCUCUAAAUUGUGUGGUUGAUUUACAUGUAUGCCUCUCUGUGAUUUUAUCCACUAUUUUUGAACAAAACAUUUUACAUUUCCACUUGAUUUACACUUUCGCACAAAUUUUUAUCUCCCUCUGACGCAAAAUGACAUCUACCAGACGAAGCAAGAUAAAAAUGAUUGUCAUAUCAACCAUUGCGGUGACAUGUGUAACCCUCCUGUAUCUCUGGAGGACUCACACAUUUGUUCAUUAUAGAUCCAAGCGCGAUAUUAAGGACCCUAAAGCCUGGCAGCUUGCCCAAAACUAUGUAAAUCAGAACCCCACAGGAAACUUAUGGUUAGCGUACCUCAAGUACACAUCUAAAACCCUCACAAACAAUUCAUGUGUAGCAUGUGCUGUAGCCAGACCCGAUCUCAUGGCUGUGCCCACUCCCUUUAACAGCAGUGAGUGUUACACCGAGCGACAACUGCAGAAUAAAGACACCGAGUGUAGAUACACUGCGGACCCCAGCACUCCGAGAUGUGAUCCGGCUUGCAAAAUGCGCGCCUUGCACAAUCUGGGCAAGGGUAUGGAGAUGUACAGUCCCGUCACACAUAAAAAGGUCGAGGUGGCCGACAUCAAGAUAAUGGAAAAGGAGCCUGCGGCUCCCUUGUAUUACACGGUGUGUACCACGUGUCAGUUUGAAUGUUUCACCUCCAGUCUCGACGGAGGAGUGGAUGUAGGCCACUUUCCCAAUUGCCACCUGACAUGGGACGUCUCCAACGCGCACGGACUUAACCCUGAAAACCAAGUGAUCCGGUUUGCAGUUCCGACAAACGCGGAUGCCGUCCCUUCGCCCUCAUAUACAUAUAGGAUUAAUAAUGUCUCACACGUUGCCCCAUCCUCCACUGACUUAGUCCAGCAAAGGAAGCCCUUGUCUGACAUGUGGUGGCUCUGUGGGGAUCACCCCAGGGCCACCUUACCAACCAAUUGGACCGGCACCUGUACUCAGGUAAUGUUCCUCACAGGGGGAAUACAUCUUCUACCCUCAGCUCCACAGAAACACUCACGCACCAGGCGCGGGGCUCCAGGCGGUUCCUUGGACCCCGAGCUCUACAUAGAUGCAAUAGGCGUACCACGAGGAGUGCCGGAAGAGUUUAAGGCUCGCAACGAGCAUGCGGCGGGGUGGACGAGUGCUAUUCCCUUUAUGGGCCCCAUAAUAGCGGUUAACAAGAAUUCGGCCUGGAUCAACUAUCUUUAUUACAAUCAACAGCGUUUCAUCAACAAAACUGCAGGCGGUAUGAGAGGCAUGUCUGGGCAGCUGGCUCCUACGUCUCAGAUGGCUUGGCAGAAUAGAAUGGCAGUGGACAUGCUGCUGGCGGAGAAAGGAGGUGUCUGCGUUAUGUUUGGAGAAGCGUGCUGUACUUUUAUCCCUAACAACACUGAUUCUAAUGGCACUGUGACAAAGGCUAUUGAGGGCCUUGAGAGUCUUAGAGACGAAUGGUCUAGAAACUCCGGCGUUGGUCCGUCCCCUUGGGGCUGGCUAGACCAAACUUUUGGAAAAUGGAAAUCAAUUUUCAUGUCGGCAAUAGUCUCGCUUAUCAUCUUCAUGGCCGUGAUCAUGUUGCUUGGUUGUUGUGUUAUUCCUCUGAUUAGGGGUCUCAUCAUGCGUGCGACAUCAGCGGCGCUUUCGUACCAAAUGACACAAUGCACUACAUUCAGGAAUCCGGACACCGACUCACUCAUUGAUUCUGAUGCUGACUCUGUAGAGGAUGAUGUUGACGUUGAUAACGAGGACCACAAAGAUAACUCCACAAUAGUUUGAAUUACCAUAUAAUCUUCUGCCCAUUUUUGCUUAACUGAACAUGAACUAAUUGAAAUUGCUUAUAGGCUUAUUUCCCUUUCUUUCCAGAAGCUCAUACACAAGGGUUAUUCUAGUAUAACUACCCGCAAAAACAGCUCACGAUCUUUUAUCCCUACGCCAUUUACAUUUUGUAUAAGCAAUACGAUUAUCGAAUCACAUGUUUGACAAUUUUUAUUCUUUUAGUGGUUGAUUAAUGUGUAAUCAAAAGGGGGGAGUGUUAUGGGAAAAAUUGUCUCUUCCUUAUUUCUAUGUGUCUUCCUUACUUCUAUGCAGUUAUUAUAUGAUUUAUGACUUAUGUUCUGCAAUUAAUAUCUUAUGUUUUGUCUUACUGUAUGCAUUUGACAUUUCACCUAGAUUGUUCAAUGGUUGUCUCUGCCUGAUAGACUCUCAACUCUAGCUCCCAAACCCAAGGCCGGGGUGUUGUGUCUCCCUGUAUGUUGAGACUUGGUGCUCCUUUCUCACAGAUGCAGGUGUGAGAAAGUAAAACUCUUCACGCACUGCGUCUGGGAGGAGAUGGUGCAUGUAAUUUGAUUGGGCCAGACAGACAUUCCACCCUAGUUGGACAGAGAAGCUAAAAGGCAGAAACAACUUGAGGAUUGUGUGAUCUUUGCAUUAUACCUCCGUGGUGUAUGUUCUGAUCUCCCCAGCUGGCUUUUUAUUUGCUUUCCUCAUUAUUGUUAUUUUCUUUAUUAUUUCAAUAAAUCGCACAAAAGGACAA